Messenger RNA from Ylistrum balloti, 1623 nucleotides. Its product is annotated as organic cation/carnitine transporter 2-like. Gene Ontology annotation, cellular component: membrane. The transcript has 8 exons. The record is from RefSeq and is a predicted model, not a curated record. Lineage: Eukaryota; Metazoa; Mollusca; Bivalvia; Pectinida; Pectinidae. The coding region runs from base 1 to 1623 and encodes 540 amino acids. Gene Ontology annotation, biological process: transmembrane transport. Gene Ontology annotation, molecular function: transmembrane transporter activity.
AUGUCAGCAACUAGUGCAUACCUGGAAGGCCUCAUUGACGAAUGCGGCGGGUUUUCGAAAUUUCAGCUGAUUAUAUUUGCUGUUGUGCUGACAAGCCAUUUCAGUGUAACAUGGAGUACGCUGAUGAUGACAUUUGCCGGAGCUGUUCCCGACUGGGAUUGUAUUUAUGAUGAGUCUCAGGGAACUUCGUCAAAUCAGUCAGUUGCGACGAACACUACAAUGGAAAGUGCAAAGUUCUUAAACCGUUCUUAUCAACAAUGUCAGCCACCGGAAAAUGCUACUGCCAAUGGGUGUAUGGAAUUUCGUUUCAGUGAUGACAUGAAUACCGUUGUCAACGAGUGGACAUUGGUGUGUGACAAAGAAGGGAUAACAUCAACUAUCACCAUGAUACAGAUGGCUGGACUACUGAUCAGCGGAGUGACCUCUGGUCACUUGGCAGACAUAAUUGGCCGAAAACCUACCUACUUCUUAUCUCUGAUAAUGAUGGCUGUUUUCAACCUUUGUUCGGGAUUUUCGGUGUCCUGGGAAAUGUUUGCCAUCUUGAGGUUGUGUCUAGGAUUUGGUAUAGGCUGUUAUUUAACAGUGUUUUACAAUUUUCUAAUAGAGUUCACUCCUGCAAGGAAACGAGCAGUUGUUUCAGCCAUCCCGUCCUGGGCUCUCUGGGCAUGCGUGUUUGGAUUUGUGUCAAUGUGGCUACAUGACUGGAAGUACCUCCACUUCGCUUCAGCUAUAUUAAUAAUACCAUGGCUGCUAUGUUGGUGGAUAAUGCCCGAGAGCUUCCGGUACCUCGUUUUCCACAACAGGAUACCAGAGGCCGAGGAAACAAUUCGUCGAAUGGCACGUAUAAAUGGUCGCCCUGUUCCCGAUCUGAAGAGAUUACGCUUUUUGGCAGAGGAGGAUAUAAAGACAAAAGAAAAGACACACACAAUAAAAGACUUGCUGAUGGACCGUACCUUGUUGAAACGAACAUGUCUCCUUGGAGUAGGAUGGUUGUCCAGUGCAUAUGGUUAUUACGCCAUCUCGUUCGGAGUACAACAUUUGUCCGGGAAUCUGUACCUCAACAUGUUCCUGCUUAGUGCUGUUGAAGUUCCUGCUCUGAUCUUGAACUAUUUUUUGACAAACAACUUUGGUCGACAAAAGACGGCAUUUGCAUUGUUUUUGUUGGGAGGUCUGUCGGGUAUCGUGGUGGCAGCUGUAGAAAUCAGCGACUUGGAUAUGAAGGACCAGCUGAUUAAUGGGUUCGCGUUGACGGCUAAGUUAUGUGUGGCAACAGGUUGGGCCUCCCUUUCGUUGCUGACAACGGAAACUUAUCCAACAGUUGUACGAAAUAUCGGAUAUGGUCUGCAUAAUUCUAUAUCACGAGUGGGAGCGAUGGUUGCGCCUAAAAUCGUUUAUCUGAACAAAUACACACCUGGACUGAUGUAUUUCUUGUUUGGAGGACUGAUGCUGCUUUCAGCAUUCUGUACUUUGUUAGUGAUGGAAACGAAAGGGAAACAUAUGCAAGAUCUGAUCAAACAAGACUCUGAAAAAGAAAUGGUAUCUCCGGGUUACGAGCUGACGUCAACUGACCACAAUGUUACCGAUAACAAAAAAUGUGGAAACAAUCCGAAUUUUAAUACUUAA